AUGGCUGCCAAUCUCACCUCGACCCAAGAAAUGGGAUCAAGGCUUCUAGGGUCCAAACCUCGAUCCAUCAUCAUUCCCAUGGUCGACAUGACAGAUGAUGGCGAUUAUGUUUCUUCGUCUGCGAUGCCUCUUCCAACUCUUCAAAGUAUGAUGCUGGCGGCUCCCCCCUGGCUUCGUCGCCAGAGCUCCACGAUGGGGGUCCUGGUCGGAUUUCUUCCUAGCUUCGUCGCCGAUUACAUAAACCACAAGCCUCGCAAAGCUUCUUCAGAUACCAAAAUCUCCGCCCUCGAUGGCCUGAGAGGCAUCUGCUGCCUCAUGGUCUUGCAUAUGCAUUGGACUUUUGCCGUCACCGAUAGCAACGAGGGUGGCUCUGCAGCCGUUAACACCCAGUUCUUGUUCCACCGGCCAUUUUUCUACCUGUUGUGGGCCGGUACCAGUCAUGUCUACAUCUUCUUCGUCAUGAGUGGUUAUGUCCUGUCGGUGAAAUGUCUGAACAUGAUUCAUCAAGGACUGUCAAUUCACAAGGUCAUCACCUCGGCCGUCUUUAGGAGAGCGAUUCGAAUCUUUUUGCCGCCCAUUGCUCUCCUUUUCAUCUAUCUCCUGGCCAUCAGGGCGCAUAUCUUUGACAGGGGUAUCCAGGUCUUCAACGAGAAUCGAUGGUUUGGCGAGCAACAAAUUCGAUAUUUUGAGAACCCUCCUCAAUAUCUCGACAGCUUUUCUGCUCAGUUCUGGGAUGUUCUGGGCGCUGUUCAUAAUUUGGUGGAUCCGUCAACUCACUUUGGCAACUUACCUGAGUAUGGUAACUACGACACUCACCUGUGGACGAUGCCUGUCGAAUUCUAUUGUUCCAUGACCCUCUUCGUGGUCUUAUUGGCGACCUGCCAGCUGAAGACUCGGUAUCGCGUGUCUCUGCAUGGUGCCUUGGUCUUGUUCUGCUGGCUGACAAAGCACACCAACCACGGCCUCUUUUUUGCAGGUUUGUUCAUCGCCGAAAUGGACAUCCUGGCCAAGAAGUCCUCAGAUCCUAAAUUUCAACUCCCUACUUCUCUCGAUACCCAAGACUCCAUUUUCCACAGGCUCCAAUGGGGGUCCCCGGAAAUAUGGCCCUAUCUUUGUGUCUCAAACAUCAUCUCCGUGGUGGCUUUCAUUGGAGGCCUCUAUAUCUUGUCAAUGCCCCUUCUAUGGGCGGAUGAGACCCCAGGAUACACUCAGCUGUUGUCAUAUAUGCCAUCAUUGAUGGGCAUGGAGCAUCGCAUGGAAUCGCUGCGAGCCUUGGGCGCCGUGCUCGCUGUGUGGCCAAUCACCUAUGCCUCCGCCACAAGUGCUCCAGGUUCCACUCCAAUCAUCCGCUUCUUCCUAGCCAACCCAGUCUCCAAAUAUCUCGGACAGAUUUCGUUUGCCCUGUAUCUAGUCCAUGGCUUCGUAAUCCGCAGCCUCGGAUACAGCAUCUUACCUUCGAUUUACAAUAUGGUUAUUCGCGACCCAGAGCGUCGUACAGCGCUAGCAGUCCAGCGCUACCCCCAGGGUAACAUUCCUGCCCCGUCACGUUUGACACCUGGCGAGCUGGGAACCAUUUGGGUCUUGGGCUACCUCAUCGUUCUCCCUGCCUGUGUGUGGGCGGCUGAUUUGUUUUAUCGUUUCAUUGACGUCAAGAGUGUCAGCCUUGGCAGAUGGAUUGAACAGAAGAUGACAAAAGAUGAGCCAGCACCUCGAAGUGGGCCGUUGAUCGUGGUCGAAGACAAGAUUUACUGA
Exophiala mesophila is the source of this 1752-nucleotide messenger RNA. RefSeq lists its product as uncharacterized. Gene Ontology annotation, biological process: polysaccharide biosynthetic process. The record is from RefSeq and is a predicted model, not a curated record. Gene Ontology annotation, molecular function: acyltransferase activity, transferring groups other than amino-acyl groups. NCBI's taxonomy places the organism in Eukaryota, Fungi, Ascomycota, Eurotiomycetes, Chaetothyriales, Herpotrichiellaceae. The coding region runs from base 1 to 1752 and encodes 583 amino acids. The transcript has a single exon. Gene Ontology annotation, cellular component: membrane.